Messenger RNA from Thunnus maccoyii (southern bluefin tuna), 4233 nucleotides. RefSeq names its product E3 ubiquitin-protein ligase RNF38-like. Bases 1248 to 3161 code for a protein of 637 amino acids. The transcript has 12 exons. The record is from RefSeq and is a predicted model, not a curated record. Lineage: Eukaryota; Metazoa; Chordata; Actinopteri; Scombriformes; Scombridae.
GAUCAAAGGAAUCUUGUUUUGCGGCGUGUUGUACGGAUUUUAGCGUUAAUUGGCUUUUAAGUUUGUGUGAUUUGCUCGCAAAUACAAACCGGAUCUCGCCUGUUACGAGCUACAUGUUUCUCUGUGAUCGAUUGGGAGUGACUCGGCAGAGAUGUGAAACUCCCAUUGAUUGAUCUCCACUACACUCCCCGCUGACCGGAGAAAACACUCGACAGCGAAUACGAGAGGGGAUUUAAAUUGGACAAAUAUUGUCCAGCUUACUUGACGCAUAAGGUAGCUAUCGUUUUCGCUCAUGCGGUAUGAGCUAAUCCGCUAGUAGCACUAGUUAACUAGUAGUCUAACAUCGAUACAAAGCGACGUUUGCUAGCUGGUAAUGUCGGCACUGUUGGACUUGUUUUCCCUGCCAGAUCCUGCUUCCUGUUAGCCUUGGGCUAGCUGGAAAAAUCAGAAAUUAUGCUAAUGAACGAGCAGGUAUAGUUAGCCAACGCAAAGGGGUGUAACUUAACUACGUAGAGUGGGCUACCUGUUGCAGUUUAUUUGUAUUUUUUUUCACGAACUUAUGCUAAUAACUUUGUUUCACAGCCAGCUAUCAGGGCAGCUGGUUUCUUUUAGUUUGCUAACGCUCGGUAGCUAGCCAUCUUGCUUGUGUUGAGGGAUUUAAGUAUUUAACUUGGCCAGCUCUCUGGUGCCGAUAUUCACCUCAGUUAGUUGCAAUUUCCUAUUAAUAUAUUCGUCGGUAAUGAGCUCACUUGUUUGGGACCUAAUUGCUUUAUAUUAAUGCUUAUAAAAAUACUUUAUUUCACUGUGUCAAAGCCAGUCAGAGCUCCGCUGUGAAAAGACAAAAGAGAGCCGGAGACUGUUGUUGUGGUAACGACGUUAACCAGAGAUAACGAGCUUAGAAAAAAUAGUAUUUCAUCACAGUUUUGUUAUACUACAUGCUUAUAUAAGUAGAAUAUUUUUGAUUUACUUGUGGGCGUUGAAAAGUGGUGAAAUAAUUAAGGGGGAGACGAAGAGUGGAUGGUGCUUGUGCGACAUAAGCUUCCCUGAGCUGCUUCCAGGUAUCUCAUCUCAUUUUAAAACACCAGCUUUAGAUGCAUUAGAAAACACUCAUCCGGCCGUCAUCAAAGGUAACUAGCUGGGUAGAGAGACGCGGACUGAAAAGGGAGGUUCCUGCCCGUUUCUGAGCGUCCAUCUCUCCAGCCUGCCUUCAUCACGUCCAUCCAGCACCGCCCUCCUCCUCUCCAGCCAUGGACCCCCCGAGGACUCGGUCGCGGUCUCGGUCUGGCUUCUAUCAUUUCGGCAUGAACAGCAGCGUUGGAGGCAACAGCAGUGGUAACGCAGUCGGUAACGGGAGCAUGAUGAACGCCAGCGGAGGAGGGGUGAACUACACGCAGCAGAGCAACGCCGGCUGGGCGCCGCACCACGGUGGCCGCAGCUACCCGGAGAGCCAGCAGCAGCAGCACACCCAGGGGAGCUACCUGUCCGCAGGGGCGCAGCGCCACUCUUCGCACGGAGCUCACAGACACCCCGGGGCCGGAGGAGUGCUACAUUUUCAUCCAGAUAACGUGUGCAGCGAGGAUCGGGACAAAAUGGAAGACAGCCCAAGCCCGAAAAGGCAGCGUCUUUCCCAGCAGUCCAUGUUGGAUCUAAACUCCGCCCCUCCUUCUACCCCUUCCUCUCCCAUUCGCCCCUGGGAGCUCCCUCCCAGUCGUAGACCACACCCCCAUUACAUGCCAGAGAGAUGCCACACGCCUGUUCGCAACCGUCGCAGCCCUCCAAUGAGACGCCAGCGUGGCCGGAGAGACCGUCUGACCCGCCACCACCACCACGCACACAACAACCACCACCAUUACAACGGCAACAACAACCACCAUCACCACCCAAACGCCCACCAUCACCACCACCACCACCUGCACUCCCAUCACGGCCCGUCGCCAGGCCACCAGGAUGAGAACUAUCGUCACCUGGCUCCCCCUCAGGGCUACCCACCCUACAGCCAGCAGCCUCCCAGAGGGCCAGGGCCCGGGCCUGAAGAGCGCCCGGGUUACCAUCCCCCAAACCCCUCUCCAAGGCCCCUUCAUCAGUCACCAAACCUGUCUCCCAGGCUGCUGCAUCCUGCGGCACAUCCACAGCACCCUCACCCCCACCCCCACCCAUCCCAGCAGCAGAGCAAUGUGGUGCUGGACCUCCAUGAGCAGGGUUCAGCUCCAGUAUCGUAUCCUGUGUCUCCUCCUGGAGCUCCACCCGGCCUGCCGCCUCGCUCUGCCCCGCAACAGAUCCCAGCAUGCUCGGUGGUCUUCAGCGGACAACACUAUCCCGUCUGCAGCGUACCUCCUCCUGUCCUUCAGACUUGCUCUGUGCAGCACUUACCCAUGCCCUACCCAUUCCCAUCUCUGCUGUCCAGUGACCCGGCCUUCCUGCUUCCCCCUCCUCACCUCCCCCAUCCUCCCACACACCUUUCCCACCACCCACCUCACCUGCCCCAGGCUGGACAGUUUGGACCGUACCCGACACAGCAGGCCCGAUCACCGUUACAGAGGAUAGAGAAUGACGUGGAGCUGCUCGGAGAGCACCUGUCUUUGGGUGCGGGGCUCCACUAUCCCCCUGCCACCCACCCGGCCCUCACCCCACACUCCACACAGCUUCACUUCCUCUCCCAUGAUCCCCUGCCGCAGGAGUUCUUCGGAGUGUCUUAUCCAAACUUCAUUCCUCGACGUCUCCCGGGGCGACGGUACCGCUCGCAACAGCCACUGCCACCUUCGCCUUACCACCCUAGCCUCCUGCCUUACUUCCUCUCAAUGCUGCCAGUCCAGCCCACAGGUCCUGCGAUCAGUCUAGAGCUGGAUGUUGAUGAUGGAGAAGUGGAAAAUUAUGAGGCCCUCCUGAACCUCGCUGAGCGUCUGGGAGAGGCCAAACUCCGAGGACUGACCAAGGGAGACAUCGAACAGCUUCCCUCCUAUCGGUUCAAUCCUAAUAACCAUCAGUCUGAACAAACACUGUGUGUGGUGUGUAUGAGUGAUUUUGAAUCCCGCCAACUGCUGCGAGUUUUGCCCUGCAGCCAUGAGUUCCACGGGAAGUGUGUCGACAAGUGGCUGAGGGCCAACAGGACGUGUCCCAUUUGUCGGGCCGACGCCUCCGAGGUCCAGAGAGACUCAGAGUGAUCACAUGACAGAGCCAGACACUCCCGAUUGUCUGUCGAACACGUUCAGCACUGCCUGCUCCUGAUCUAAACAUACACAUGCACGUGUUUGUACACACACACAUUCACACACUGUUUCCUUACCCUUUUGUGUAACACUUUCUGCUCCUUCAUCCUUCCUGUUUUUAAGUUGUGUCUAUCCUCUCUCCUUUUUGCUUCUUGAGUCGUUUUCCCUCCCUUUCUCACAUGCAUGCAGGCUCUCACCUCUUUCAGUGAAUGACCUGCCUGACCCACCAUUUUGAAUUCUGUGUGUCUGUGUGUGUGUCUACACGUGCAUGCACCACAACUGUGCAAAUGUUGUUUAGUCAGCCCUAAAUUGGGCUGACCAAACAACGUCAGCCCUUACAUGAUAGUGUGUGUUUUCAGUAUGUGUGUGAGUGAGUGUGUGCGUGUGUGUGUGUGUGUGUGUGUGUGUGUGUGAGAGUGAGAGUGAGAGUGAGAGAUUUUUAGACGUCCUGGAGCAUGCCUGAGUGUCUGUUGUGUAUCAGACAAGAGUAAUGACAUCUGAGACUUUUUGCUCUCAUGAGUGACUGACUUUACUUCCUGUUUGUACGUUUAUGCACUGUCUGUCUGUAUGCAUACUAUGUGUGUAUGUAUGUUAUAGACUUUAAGCCUUUUCUCUAGUUUGACACUAAGGGUCCAUGCUGCCACUAUACUUCUCGGUUGCCUAUUUGAUCCGCUUGUUUCAGUAGAUUAUUAUUAUUAUUAUUAUUAUUAUUAUUAUUAUUAUUAUUAUUAUUAUUAUUAUUAUUAUUAUUACUCGACCAUUUUAAGUGAUUGUUUUCCUGCCUGGCAGUUACCUCAUCAUUCCGGUUUUGGUCAUCAUUCAUUACAAGCGCUUCACAGCACUACUUUGAAAUUAAGCACAUUAUAUAUAUUUUCUUUUCCUUUCUUUUCUUAGCAAAAAUAAGUUUGUCUGUGACUUUGCAGUGGCACAUGUGAGAUAUAUAUAUAUAUAUAUAUCUAUAUAUAUAUCUAUAUAUACUGUAUAAAUCUAUGAAUAUCUGUAUACCAAAUAAAAGGCUUGAUAUGAA